Cladophialophora psammophila CBS 110553 is the source of this 3972-nucleotide messenger RNA. RefSeq lists its product as uncharacterized. The coding region runs from base 1 to 3972 and encodes 1323 amino acids. Gene Ontology annotation, molecular function: tubulin binding; phospholipid binding. The record is from RefSeq and is a predicted model, not a curated record. The transcript is spliced from 2 exons. Lineage: Eukaryota; Fungi; Ascomycota; Eurotiomycetes; Chaetothyriales; Herpotrichiellaceae. Gene Ontology annotation, biological process: dynein-driven meiotic oscillatory nuclear movement; establishment of mitochondrion localization; maintenance of protein location in cell cortex. Gene Ontology annotation, cellular component: cell cortex; mitochondrion.
AUGGACCCCGAGGUCAGUUAUUCGCUGCCUUCACCAACAGACACUCCGUAUCGAACACCGUCCAGUUCACAAUCUGUCCGCUCCCGUCGAUACGAAGACAUGUCGCCCUCAUCCACGCCGCCCCCAAUGCCCGAUGAACGAGCCAACAAGAGACGAAGUAAUGAUUCCAUUCACUCGAACCCGGCUCUGGACGAGAACAUAUCUCCUCUCGAUCCGAGACGAUUUACGCCUACGCUCCAUGCCUCCCUGGUCUCCGAGAUCCUGUCGCUACGGCGAGAUCUCGAGAGUCGCACCAAUGACAUUGAAAAGCUAGAAAUCAGCCUCCACGCGGCCCAGACUCAGAAUGAAGUUCUCAAUAACAACCUGUUGCAAGCCAACAAGGAGACGAGGUCAGUCAAGCGGCAGAUGCAAAUGCUCGAAGGAGGUACUCUGUCUGCUCUGAACGACUUGGCCAAAGAACGAGACGAUGCCUUGAGCGAUGUGACCGACCUGCGAAAGCGUCUCGAACAGACCCAAAAGAAGGCCAAAAGCCAAGAGGAAACCGCAGAGAAGACCCAGGCCUUGUGGGAGAAGGACAAGGAGACUUGGCUCUCAGAAAAGCGUGGUCUCGAAACCAAAGUCCAUAUUGCCGAAGGUCGUCUGAAGGUCGUGUUGAGUGAACUCGCCAACGCUCAACAACACCCAGCACCUGCGUCCCCCACAGAGCGGGCACACAGCCGCAACAGCAUAAUGGACAGUCCAAGUAAAGGCUCUAUCGUCGCCCGAAGAGGGCGGAGGCAUAGUGCGACAUCGGUCAACAGCGACACUCACGGAGGGCGAGUCUCGGUCUUGAGUUUCCACAACGGCAUUUCGAUCAACUUGGCUGACGAACUGGCCUUUGAUGAAAUGGAAGAAGACCUCUUAAAUGCACUUGACAACGACGAUGGCCGGCUCUCCCCCGACGCUCUCCCAGAGGAAAACAUUCGACCCGCCUCUAGUCUGUCCAUCAAGGCGAGGAAGGUUUUGGGUCUCCCUGUCGACUUUGAGGACAUGGAGCGGAAUGACACCCCCGAACAUGAUCGUGCGGGAGCUAUUUCAGCGGACGGGAACCGACGUUGGCCAAGCAUCAAAUAUGUAGAUACUGCCAUUCAAUUCUCCCCUCCAUCUUCCCCAUGGCCGGUCGCGGAUCCACGACCAAAGGUCAAUGGCCACCGACCCGCGGAGAUUUCGGUCGGGAAUGCCAGACAAAUUAAUGUCACCCCAAGCCCGGUCAGUCCACAAGACAGUAUUGAUCUCGCUUGGGAAAAACAACGACCUAUCAUGGUGUCAUCGGGUUGCCAGACAGUCGAGGCUCUCCCAAGUCCGCCUCUUACACCUGACAAGCGCGACGCAGGACUGGCCACCAUUCCCGAAAGUGCCCUGGAAAGAGUCGAGACCGCCACCAUUGGAACCCAGACCGAGCCUCCAUUGCCAGUCAUCGACCAUUACAGCCACAAGCACACAGGAAGCGAUGAGACUCUGGAUCUCAAGGUUCCCCUGAUUGCGAUCAUCCCUCCCGCAUCAAGACCUGCCACCCCUGAAACUAAUGUUGUGCUACCACCCCGAACCAAGAACGCAAGUACCCAGGUCGCUAACCACUUGCUGGGAGGAUACAAGUCGUCUUCCAUGCAGACAGAAGAAAUUCGAGUCGAUAUAAGAGCCAUUGUCCCACCCUCCGAAAUGCCACCUGCUCCACUGUCAAGUCAUUAUAGACCACCAAUUUCAUCCAGGGGGGCGUUGCCGCCUCCGAUCCCUCGGAGCAGAGUAUCUCCCGGUACCUCGAUGUUUGCUUCGAGGCGUUCGGCUAUGGCUGGACCGUCCAAGAUACCUCCUGUGAACGACAAUGGACCUCUCACAAGAGAUUUUGCUUCAAAUAUGCCCCGACCCGUGAGAUCAAGUAGUCUCUUUGCCGGAUUCGAUGAUGAGUCCGAAAAUCGGUACGACUAUAUUGAGGAAGACACCUUUGCAGAGGACGAUAUCUUUAGUCGCCCGACUGCGAAAUUUGUUCUCAAAUCUGGAAAAAUGGUCUCCCAGGACCUUCGGUUAGAGGAUGUCAGUGAGAGCGCGGCCGCGUCUGCAGGUGAAGCAGCUGCUCUAGAAAACCUCCGCCUCUCCGAAGACAGCUUACCGCCUGAAAUGAAGGCGAUUCUCUUCCAAUCUCGGAUGAGCCCGCGCAGAGGUUCUCAACGGCAAAAUAUGGGCCUGAAACUGAAGAGAGUCCCAUCCGCCAGAGCCAACAACAUGAGAAGAGCAGCUUUGAUAUCAAGCGGAGCCGCAGCCCAUCAGUCAUCACAUUCCCAAUCCACCACUGGCUCUUUGGAAAGCAACAACCCGCCCCCCUUCCCUGUUCCCCUGCGAUAUAGCUCGGCAAAGGUCGGCAAGUCCAUCAGUGAAGGUGGCAGGAGUUCACCCGGCAGCAGCAACGCGUCGCCGACCAAACGACCAAGGAACAGCAAGUAUGCGAAACCAAUGUUGAGAAAGGCGAGGUCAGGGCCCGCGAUUUCCCCUCACUCGCAAGCCCGAAAAUCACGGAGUCGCUCACCACCUCUAGAACCAAGGGUAUCCAUUGUCCCAGAGAUGCCGAGCUUCCAAAUGCCCACGACAACACCAGCACCCAUUGCUGAGCCGUACGGCAACCCACGGGAAGCAAGCGCACCACGGCCGUCAAUUGCAACCGGGCCUAGUCGACAGCGGAGUCAUACGAAGCAGAAUUCCGACGUUCUGUCAAUGCAGCAGACCUCGGUGGUAGACUCCAUUGCUCAGACCAUGGUCGGAGAAUGGAUGUACAAAUAUGUCAGGAGGCGAAAAUCAUUCGGAGUGACCGAGAAGGCGGAUUGGGAUGCCAAUAAGAGCGUUGAGGAGAUUUCUCAAAGUGUGACGAACAACGGUGUUCGUCAUAAACGAUGGGUUUGGCUUGCGCCGUAUGAGCGUGCAGUGAUGUGGAGCAGUAAGCAGCCAACAUCUGGGACAGCGCUGAUGGGCAAGAGUGGUCGAAAAUUGACGAUCAAGUCCGUGCUCGAUGUCAAAGACGACAACCCGAUGCCGAAGGGGGCAGUAACUGGACCGAAUUUCAACAGGUCCAUCCUUAUCUUGACUCCGCAGCGCGCACUGAAGUUCACAGCAACAUCUCAGGAACGCCAUUACAUUUGGUUGACGGCUUUGUCGUUCUUAUCACACUCUCCUCUCAGCGUCAAUGACCUCACUGCUAUCCCUCCUCCACCACCACUUCCCGAACACGAAGCAUCGUCUGCGCCAGCACCAUCACUUGCUGGAUCGCUUCGCAGACGACCGAUUCGAGACUCAAUCCGACUUACAAAGGGAGCUGCCAAGUCAGCCCCCGGAACGAGGUCUUUCACAACCGACGGAUCCUUACCCGUACAGGACUCGCGACCGCCGACACGAGAUUAUUACGAUCCAUUGACAGACCCUGCUCUACCACCUACAAUCCCCCGUCACUCUCGAAAGCGAAGUAAUACGGCACCUCGGGCGCCCCCCAGCUCUUUCAGGAGCUUCUCUACGAACGGUGUGACCCCGAGUUUACCAGGACCGGGAUCGAAUUAUUCGCAGAGCGUACAUUCCACCGCAGUGUAUUCCUCCGACCGUGGCUUGUAUACGCCCAGCUUGGGGAUGCAAAGCGUGAUCAGCAGUCGGCGAGGUAGCGAAGCAAGUGCUUCAGGAAGACCUCCCCUUCCAACCUUCAUGGAUAACAACCAAACGACGACGAUGAGGAUGGACGCCUUCAUCGAACAUGAACAAGGCACAUCGUCAGGCCGGCCUUCGUUCAAUUUCAUGCGAUCAGGGCAUGGGAAGAGAAAAGAUAUGGGCUACUGGGGCGCUGAACAAGGAAGAGAGAGCAUCAGCCCAGUGGACUCAUUGCUGCACAGCGAGAUGAUGGCAGCAAGCUCCUCAACACGAGGAAGCUAUGAGUCGCGGGAUCCCUGGCGUGGGUUCUGA